AUGCCUCCGAAUAGCUUCAAGAGAGGACCGUUCCCUCCACCUCCACGAAUACAGGCUCGGACACCAUCGCCUCCGCGUGAUUCUUACGAGCCUCUUAAUCCCGAAGAUGUCCUCGACUUCGACCGCUCAAACCAGCCACCCGUGGACCGAUAUACAAAUCUGACGGGGCGAAAGCUCACAAGCUUUGGCCUACAAGGGACAUACAAUCAUCUUGAAGUGGCGCAGAAUGACGCAUCUGUGAGAAGGACAGAUACAAAAAGUGGCCCUAGUAGGUCUCAAGUGCCAGUAUCUCCAAUUGAUGCACUUGCGAAUGCCGCGUCGUCCGCGGGCGCGAGCGCGAGUCCACUGCUUGAAGUUGGCCCUCCAACGCAAUCACCAACUUAUACCCACGCGCAGCAUGUCUUCGUACCGCAGCAGCCUCGGAGUGUAAAGCGGCGCACAGGAGACGGUGAAGAGCGACCUGCGAAGAGAGCCCGUUCAGAGAUGCUCAAAUCAGCAGUACACGCAAGUCGUGCCUCACGUCCUGCCACAAGCUAUGUGACUCCCCCGGUGGCCUACAAUGUGGAGCAAAUGGUCAACAACGGCAUGCGUAUGCAUAGGGAACCCAGAAGGCUCAGCGAGGCGGAAGAGCGUGAAAGGCAACAGGACGCGGAGCUCCUCGUCUUCUUCACACAGACGGCAUGCUUCAGGAAGAAUUCAUUUGACCAAAAUGCUCACAGGAGCAUCGUCGUUACUCGUCCAAGCGAAGAUGUCGUUCAUGACUCACCUCCGAGCGAAAAAGAUUCCUCCCACGACGCUAUACAAACGCAGACACCACCGGAAGAUGUCUAUUCUACUAGCAUACUCGAUGAGACUGAAAAGAAAGUGGAAGUAGCUGUGGAGGUCCAUAAUCCAGAGCGGGACGCCCAGAAAACAGAGCUUGCGAAGGACGUAGACGAUCAAGAUAUUCCAGGGCGGCCGCUCGAAAGCCCGAAUGCACAACACGAAGAUCCUAUACCAGACCAAUUGCAGUCGCCCAAGAGCCUUGGACAUGACAACUCCUACCAUGGACAACAGCAUGACAAACAGUCUGCGGAUAGCCACUCUUCUGAUGACAUGAAAAGCAUACGGCACGACCGGCGGAAAUCUGAGGCAAGUGCACAACUACAGAUCGUUACACAGAUACACGGCGGCCCUUCAUUAACGCGUGGAAUUUCCGUCCCACCUGAUAAUGCGAUGCUUAUAAGGGAGGCUAUGCUGGACAACACGGCCAUACAGGUGCCAACCCAUGAGACUGAGCCGGUGACUAUCUGCCCGACUUGCAGUUUCUCAAGCUCUAUGAACGGCGAGUUGAAAAAUUGGAUAGAGUGUUCUGGAUGUCAGCAAUGGUAUCACUUCGCUUGCGCUGGCUUCCGGAGCGAUCGUGAUGUUCAGAGGGUGGACAAGUUCUUCUGUCGGUCAUGUAAACCCAAAUAUGGACCAACAACUCUACUACGUAAAUCCAAACGCGCUCAUCCAAACGUUGACUACGCAGGCCUGAAUCAGGGUGUCAUAAGAACACCAGAUGACACCCCCGAACAUCACUACAUUCAACAUAUCAAGGAUGGCAAUUUCGAUUUCGAUUCUGAAACAUUCCCCCGCAUGCGCCCUGAACUCUUAACAUUGGACUACUUCGAGAAGAGUGGCUGUUUCACAGAACCCAUAGUCAUACCGGCAGAAUGGAAUCCGCGCCCCGGUGUGCUCGGCGAAUCUCGCGCAAUUGAUGACCAGGAAUCUUCUACCGAUCCUAGCACGUUCCAACUAGAUGACUAUGAAUACGAAAACUACCCUGAUGACGGCCAGGAUAAGCUGGACAUGGUGAUGCCCCAAGGUCUUACAGUACGUCGCGUAGCCGAACUCUAUGGCCCUCGAGAACCCGUUGAGGUUAUCGAGGUGAAAUCUCAAGAGGGCUCGGGCAGAAAAUGGGACAUGGGCCGUUGGGCGGACUACUACGAGGAUACCAGCGAAGAGAAAAUCAUUCGCAACGUGAUCAGCCUCGAGGUAUCUCAAAGCAAAUUGGGUCGACUCAUUCGUCGUCCGAGGGUCGUACGAGAAAUGGACCUCCAGGAUGCUGUCUGGCCACAAGAGGAAAUCGAUAAAGGUCUAGUCCCAAAGGUUCAAUUCUACUGCCUUAUGUCAGUCGCCGACUGUUACACUGAUUUUCAUAUCGACUUCGGAGGCUCAUCAGUAUUUUACCAUAUCAUCAAGGGCAAGAAAACAUUUUUUUUCAUUCCUCCGAAGCCAAAACAUCUAAAAAAGUAUGAGGAAUGGUGUUUGUCACCGGCGCAAAACUGGACAUUCCUUGGUGGUCAGACCAAAGAGUGUUAUCGAGUAGAUCUUUCCGAGGGCGACACGAUGCUCAUACCUUCUGGUUGGAUUCAUGCCGUCUGGACUCCAGAAAAUAGCUUGGUCAUCGGUGGAAACUUCCUGACUAGGAUGCAUUUUGACAUGCAGAUUAAGGUUGCCGAAAUCGAAAAAGCAACCAAAGUCGCUCGCAAAUUCAGAUAUCCACACUUUCAGAAGGUGAUGUGGUACUCCGUACUCAAGUACCUGGAGGAAGAUCCUCUACCGCAGACUGUCGCACAAUUAUUCUAUGAUCGCAAUCAAUUCCACCGAGAUGUCCCAAUACACCUACAGACUAACAACUUCGGACACAAUUCCGUAGCUGGUCCAGAAAAUUAUAAUGCACGGUACUACUCAAAGCAAGAAAUAAACAGCCUUCCGUCACUGGUCCGAUUCGUGCACCGCAACGUCAUGAUAUCUUUAGGUAAGGUUGAGAAUAUAACUAUGGAAACCCGAAAUGCAGUUUCAAAAUCUAUACCUAAGGGCCGUGGUGAUCCUCUCGAGAUCAUAAAGACGUUUGCGGCCUGGACGGCUUGGAAACGUGGCAACGAAGACUUACCCGAAUGGGCCCAUCCCGACACAAUGCUACCAGAAGCAGGUGAAUUCAAGACAGAGAAGAAGCUAGGCAUAUCCCGUAAACAGCCAGAACGCAAAAGUGGUGACUCGAAUCGGCCCGCUGGGUUCCUCUCUGAGCGACAGCAAGUCGGUCUACCUCCAGCUUCCAGUGGCACCUACAUAAUUCCACCGAACAUGUCAGAUCUGCCUAAGCAUCUUAGUACCCCGAAGACAUCGCAGCUCGGACCGAAGCGUAUCGCUUGUGAUGCUUGUAGGAAACGACGAAUCCGCUGUAAACAUAAGGACGAUGUAGUCAACGGUGGUGAUGGUUCACCGUCGAGCUCGCGCAUUGUAGAGCCUGUACAAGCCUUCGCAACACCCGUGGCGGCUAUCGUUGCCACGAGCCCGGAGUCUGUAAAAUCCCGUCCGCAUGGCCUAGGGACACCUUUUACUGGGAGCAAUCUAAUGCGGUCAGCCCAGCAAGCCCUUUCCAUGAGUGGAAGCAGUAGUCUGGUGGGUCUACCAUCGGAGUCUGUUGAUGGCAAGAAAGGUCGGAACAAAGCAUGCGUGGAGUGUCGCCGCAGUAAACGUCGGUGUAUCCACGAUGAGAACGGUGCUAUCGAUCCAGUCAAGGCCCAAGAAGCUAAGAUACCGAGGGGUACGACUAGCCACAAGAAACGACGAUAUAUGGAGAUAGUUGAGCGAUCGCAGCGCGAAAAGCAAGAGGCUGGAUUUACCUCUACAAGUGUUGGAGAGUCAUCACCCGAAGAUGUAAAGAUGGUCAACGGAAUUGAUACAGCUUACUCGUCCCAGACGCCUAAUGGCAUAGUCUAUGGGCAGUCCAUGGGCGAGUCGCAAUACGACCAGAGCAUGGACUACGAAGACGAGGAGCAUAAUGAAUUCGACCGAAACUAUGAAGACUUUGUCGUCUCUUCAAUUGAAGAUCAUAAUGGCGCCGGGCAGCCUGAAGCUCAUACACAGGAUUCUGUGGUAGAUUCAGCGAUCGAUCCGAGUCUGGCGGCAACUGCAUUCAAUCCGCCACGAACUCCAAAGCAGGAACAUGAAGCGCCUCCGAUAUCCUCACCAUUGUCAGACUUGGUCAAUUCAUCCCCUCGGUGCCAUGUCAACGGGUUAACACAAACUGCCAACCAUCCGUAUUACUCACUGCAAACUCCGCAGCCUGCAUCGAGCGCUAUGGCGCAAUCGCCUCCCAAUGGAUCAAGUGUUUCGUCGAUGAAAAGAAAGAGUGGCAGCGCUUCGAAGAAAGACGUCAAACCGUUCAUCCAGCACAGAAGCCCCAUUCAACACGAGCGUGAGACUCCAAAAACAGAAGCAGAGCUUUCAGAGGAGCAGAGUCUGAAACUAGCGAGGGAGCUGCAAGAAUCAGAGUGGGGUUUGCGUAGACGACGGGGGAGCAAACCCUCGGUCUAA
Molecule: messenger RNA, 4347 nt
Organism: Pseudovirgaria hyperparasitica
Lineage: Eukaryota; Fungi; Ascomycota; Dothideomycetes; Acrospermales; Acrospermaceae
Exons: 3
Coding region: 1-4347 (1448 amino acids)
Biological process (GO): regulation of transcription by RNA polymerase II; protein demethylation
Molecular function (GO): DNA-binding transcription factor activity, RNA polymerase II-specific; zinc ion binding; transcription coregulator activity
Source: RefSeq, a predicted model, not a curated record